AGUGCAUUUCGAGUGUUGCAGCACAAACGUCGUUGUUUACUUCGAUAUUAAAAAAAGAAAUUGUUUUUAAUGAAAUUUUCAAUUUUUUUUUAACUCACUGGAUAAAAGUGCGACUUUGAUAUGAACCCAGUGCGAUCUCGAUCUUUUCGUUUCGAUGACUUUUACAAGUAUCAUAAUGCCACGAGGUUUGGAGAAUUUCGAGAGUUUUUUGUAAUCGUGGCUGCUGCUGGAUUCUUAAUAGUCUCUUUGGCGAGCGCCGAAGAAAAUUUCGAAAAAUGUCCCAACAGUGCGAACGCUACGUUUCGUGGUUACAGGCUUCUCUACGACUAUUUAAGGAGUGGGAGCAAUGCACUCAGAAAUUCUGACAAAACUAUCACCAUCGGCUUUCUUGGAUCUUACGGACGAAGUCAGGUUAUCCUCGGAGCUCUGCCACUCGCCGUUGCCAGAGUCAACGAAGAUCCAAAUCUUUUGCCUGGAUACAAAUUGAACUUUUUAGCAGCUGACAUAGGGCGGGGCGACGAUGCACUUUCCCACACUGCAUUGAGCAUAAGAAUAAUGACGGAAAUGCAAGAUUCCGGCGUCGUCGCUUUCAUCGGUCCCGACGUAUUUUGCAAAAUCGAGGCACUCGUUGCCGCAGCUUGGAACUUGCCACUCAUCUCUUACAAAUGCGAAGAUCCGGAAGUCUCGAACAGCAACGUUUUCUAUACAUUCGCAAGAACUUUGCCGUCGACCAGUAAAAUUGGCAAAAGUGUCGUCGCCCUCCUGAGAACUUACGGAUGGAACAAAGUGGUCGUUUUGUACGGCACUGUCCGUUCGACGAGCGACAACAAAUUGAACGAUUAUCUUACGACUUAUGGAAUUCAGGUUACGGGAACUUACACUGUGAACGAUUAUAUUCCGAUGUUUGAGAGCAAACUCGACGCUAUCGUGACGGGAACUUAUCGGAAAACUCGAAUAUACGUUUUCGUUGGAGAACACAUCGCGCUCGUGGAUUUUGUAAAAUGCUUGCAAAAACGGCGCCUCUUGUACACCGGAAAAUACGUCGUUAUUUCCGUCGACGACAAAAUUUACGAUCCGCGUAAACAAAAAGAAAUGACUCAGAGAAACUACAUCGAUCCCUAUCUCCCGGAUCGAAACAUGUCCGAAGACAUAAAAUUCGGAUUUCGUUCUGUACUAAAACUAACUCCGACUCACAUAAAAAAUCCAAAUUUCCAGUCAAUUUCUGAACGAAUCAAAGAGUACUCGGUGCGAUGGCCGUUCUGUGUGCCGUAUCACAGUGAAAUAUUCAAAACAAUUGCAGUACCCAUUCAAGCGGCGCAUCUGUAUGACGCUGUUAUGAUUUAUGCGCAAGCAGUUACCGAAAUUUUGAAAGCAGGCGAAGAUCCACGCAACGGUUCAGCCAUUCAGAGACGAAUACGAAAUCGCAGCUAUCACUCGAUCCAAGGAUACGACGUAUUCAUCGAUGAGAACGGUGACGCCGAAUGUAAUUUCACCGUCGUUACCUUGCUCAAGGAUUAUUCAUCGGGUGACAGGAGAGCGAAACGGUCGAUGCAACCGGUCGGCUAUUUCCAUUACGAUAACAACGGUUCCGGUGGACUACCGAUGUUCAAAUACACCGAUUCUAGGAGAGAAAUCGAGUGGGUCGGAAAGGGACCACCGACGGCUGACCCGAUCUGCGAUUAUCCCGGCGAUGAUCUGUGCGACGAAGAAACCAAGGACUCGAAUGGAUCCUGGAAAAAAAUAAACGAUUGGAGCGAUUGGAGACUAUAUUUAGCACUUUCAGCGUUUGUUGGAAUGGUCGUGAUAUCAGCAGCUUUUGCUUUCAAGCACUAUCGCUACGAGCAGAAACUUGCGUGCAUUUUGUGGAGAAUCGAGCUCAACAGCUUAACGAUGUUGCCUGACGAGCCGAGUGAUUUACAGCAAAAUGGAAAAAAUUCCCGCUUCGAGACGUACGGUUGUUCCUCACGAACUUACACUAAAGUGGCUCUUUAUCGUGAGAAUUUGGUCGCAGUGAAGGAGGUUCACAAAAAAACAAUGGACCUUACAAGAUCGAUAAGAAAAGAGUUGAAACAAAUUCGGGAAGUGAGACACGAGAAUUUGGUCCAUUUCGUCGGUGCUGUCGUCGAAGCGGGGGCUAUUUUCAUCGUUACGACGUACUGCGCCAGAGGAUCGCUCCAGGACAUUUUGAGGAACAGUGAUCUUCGUCUGGACACGAUGUUCGUGUCGUCCCUCAUCGGUGAUUUGCUCAGGGGAAUGAUUUACCUUCACGACAGCGAAAUAGGAUCACACGGAAAUUUGACAAGUACCAAUUGUCUGGUGGACAGUCGUUGGAUACUCCAAGUAUCGGACUUUGGUCUGAACGAAUUUAAGGCUGGAAGCGAGGAGCCGAAUGGCCUCGUUAAAUUGCAGAACAAAAAGUUGUACAUGGCGCCUGAAAUAUUGAGGAAUCCGUUGCCAUGUCCGAAGGGUACUCAAAAGGGUGACGUUUACAGCCUAGGCCUGGUGCUCUACGAAACGAUGACACGUCGAGAUCCCUGGCAGGACACUCUUCUCAGUCCUAUCGAAAUAAUCCAGGGAAUUCGUAGCGGUCAAUUACUCAGACCGGAUCUUGGCAGGCUCAAAUCAGUGUCUGGCUAUGUCAGAAAGUGCAUUGCUUCCUGCUGGCAGGAAGAAUCUGACCGACGUCCUGAUAUGAAACUCGUAUCUGUGGUACUCAAACCAAUGCAAUCAGGAUUAAAGUCCAAUAUUUUUGAUAACAUGUUAGCAAUGAUGCAAAAAUACACUUGCAAUCUCGAGGAUCUUGUGCAAGAGAGAACGAACGAGCUGAUGGGAGAGAAAGAAAAAACUGAUGCGCUCCUUCAUCGCAUGUUUCCACGAACUGUCGCUGAAUCGUUGAAACGUGGAGAACCGAUCGAAGCGGAGAGUUUCGAUUCGGUAACGAUUCUGUUCAGUGACAUUGUCGGAUUUACCGAAUUGGCAGCGAACAGUACGCCUCUCGAAGUUGUUACGUUGUUGAAUGAACUUUACACUUAUUACGACUACAUCAUCUCCCAUUAUGACGUGUACAAGGUCGAAACUAUCGGAGACGCUUACAUGGUCGUUUCCGGUCUGCCCAUAAAAAACGGCAACAAACAUGCCGGGGAAAUCGCGUCCAUGGCUCUUCACCUGCUGAGACGAAUUCGAAGGUUUGAAUUACCUCAUAAGCCGGGCGAAGGUCUGCAAAUUCGAGUCGGAAUUCAUUCCGGCCAAUGCGUCGCCGGUGUCGUUGGAUUGAAAAUGCCACGGUAUUGUCUAUUCGGUGACACUGUCAAUACAGCAUCGAGAAUGGAGUCCUCAGGCUUGCCAUUGAAAAUUCACAUGUCCGAGGAAACGUGGAAAUUGUUGCAAAAACUCGGCGGCUACGAAACUGAGGAACGUGGGAUUAUUCAUAUCAAGGGAAAAGGAAACAUGAAAACGUACUGGUUGAUAGGCGAAGAUCCUCUGCAACGUCAGAACAGGAUUUACGAUUCGGUGACCCACUUGCACCACUCACACUUCGGCUCGUCCUACUCGCUCUCAUUCGACGGGCUUCCAAACUCUUCGGAAGCAGGCAACAAACACAAUUUUCAGGAACUCCUAGGAGGAAAAAGAGCUUCAUGAUUAUUCGUAGAAUGAGAUUUUUCUGUACUCGUGACUGUCAAUUAUGAAAUAUUGUCGUUGGAUAAUAAUGAUGUUUGUUAAUAAAGAAAUUAAGUGAGAAA
Molecule: messenger RNA, 3740 nt
Organism: Venturia canescens
Lineage: Eukaryota; Metazoa; Arthropoda; Insecta; Hymenoptera; Ichneumonidae
Gene: Gyc32E
Product: Guanylyl cyclase at 32E
Exons: 20
Coding region: 121-3639 (1172 amino acids)
Biological process (GO): intracellular signal transduction; receptor guanylyl cyclase signaling pathway; protein phosphorylation
Cellular component (GO): plasma membrane
Molecular function (GO): guanylate cyclase activity; ATP binding; protein kinase activity
Source: RefSeq, a predicted model, not a curated record